AUGGGUUUGACCAAAGUCACCAACUCCCCCGGUCUGUCCAUCCACCUCGACAACCCUCGGCCGGUCUACUGUCCCGGCGACGUCAUCAGCGGUCAGGUGUCGCUGCACACCGCCGCGGAGUGUGCCAUCGGCACCGUGGCCUUGUCGUUCUGGGGAAGGGCAAAGACCAAGAUCAUCCAACAAAACGGCCAGUCGGCGAGCGUCUACCGCGGACGCACGAGGUACUUUAGCGUCGACCACACCCUCUACACGGGGCAAUACACGCACAAGCCGGGCUCGUUCGGUUGGCCCUUUGAACUGACGGUGCCCGGCCAGGCGGACCCCCGGUGUAUCUUGUCCGGCCAUAAAUGGAAACCCAAGGACCACUUCCGCACAAACGUCGUCGACACUCCGGGAGACCUCGACCUCACACUCCCUCCGACCACGUUCAAUUCCCGGCACCAGGCCCGGAAGGUCGACUGCUUCGUCGAGUACGUCCUCGAGGCGUCGCUGACCGAGCCGCAAGACGCCCACCGGUUCCGCGGCCCCAAGACCAAAACGUCGACGCUGCCCGUCACCUUCCAACCUUUACCCAGCCCGGAACCCAUCCGAAGCUUCGACUUGGCCCCCGACGGACCACCUCGCCUCGUCACCAUCUCGACCCUCAAACUGCUCCCCGAGCACGCCGGGACCAACCUCGGCCUCCGGGACCGCGCGCGCUCCCUGUUCCAACGGGACUCGAUCCCCCGGUUUUCGUUCCGCCUGAGCGUCCGAGCCCCGACCACGAUCCAGUCCUCCCACCCGGCCCCCCUUCCGUUCAUCCUCGGGGUGGAACCGGACCUCGACGAUCCCAACACCACGACCGUCGUCGGCGCCUCUUCCUCUCCGGUCGUCACGCUCCGCUCCUUCAAGGUCGACCUCAAGACUCACGUCCGGUGUCGAGCCGUGGCCACCUACGCGGAUGACAAGACCUACGAGGUUUCCCUGUUGAAUCUGAAAAAUUUGGACCAAAGACUGCUCCCGCCGGACUCGACGGCUACAAAGACCUUUUCCAAUUCCAUCUCUUCCUCGUCGACGUCGCCCAACACGAUAGAUCUGGGCUCCCUCUACGACCUGAGAGUCGGCGGCGCCACACUCGGGUCCCGCCUCGAAUCCCCCCUGUGUCCCAACUUCACCUCGUACAACGUUUCGCGAGAAUACUUUUUGGUUUGGGAGAUCGAGGUCGAGUGUGCGGAAAAGACGCAAAAGUUCUCUUCCACGAAACACGGCACGCCAUGCGAGGUUCUUUUGCCUCCCGCCACGGCCAGAAUGGAUGGUUAUGACGACGACAACACCACCAGCAACAACAUCAACCUGGGAGUCGCGCUCGAGAGUUGUCGAAUUUCGACAGGAGAAAACCACGCAAACACCUCUCGAGGACAAGUCGACGGUAGAAAAAGGUCAAGCGAGAAAGAAAAACCCGGCUUUUUCACGUCUGGCGGCGACAAGACGAGACACGACCACAAAACAAAGGCCCAAGAAGCGGCGGAAGAACAUGAUGGAUACGACCAUCGGGAUCAACAACACCAAGGGCCAGACUCCAAUACCUCGGUAGACCGUAACAACACAAGGGGUGCUCCCGAGGUUUACAAUCGCGGUCAGCCACCGCCUCAAUACGUCCCCUGAAUUCCAAAAUCAGCACCGUUCAGAACGAGGACGAUUUCAGGAAGUUGCAAGACAAGCUGUCAAAAGGUCUGAAACUCCACGACGUUGGUCUCCGGGUCUGUCCUCCUGCUAACUCUCACCAUCAAACCCAUCGUCCCUGGCAUCCGGAAGAGAUGGCAAAGUUUGGCUUGACCAGCUGGGCGAAUCGACCAUCUACAAGGACCUGCACCUGUCUUGACCAUGCCAUGUCCCUUUUUUCACAAGAAAAGAGAAGGAGAAUUCAUCUCCGGAAUUACGUUACAGUGCUAUUUUGCGCCAUCUGGCUGCGCUGUUCUUCUUCACUCUGUAUAACAGGAUUUCUGUUCCGUAGGUAAUGCAAUAUCGAC
Exophiala oligosperma is the source of this 2009-nucleotide messenger RNA. RefSeq lists its product as uncharacterized. The record is from RefSeq and is a predicted model, not a curated record. The transcript has a single exon. Lineage: Eukaryota; Fungi; Ascomycota; Eurotiomycetes; Chaetothyriales; Herpotrichiellaceae. Bases 1 to 1644 code for a protein of 547 amino acids.